CUCACUCCACUUCCGGCAGGUCUUACUUCCGCCUCCGGUCCGACGCAGGCGUCUUUUCUGAGGGUCACAUUGAGCUGGGAGCGGUUUAAGGGGAGUCUUUAGGAGUCACCACCAUGGCAGAAGACAUCAAGAUCAAAAUCAAGAACUACCGGACUGCCCCUUUCGACAGCCGCUUCCCCAACCAGAAUCAAACCAGGAACUGCUGGCAGAACUACCUGGACUUCCACCGCUGUGAGAAGGCAAUGACCACCAAAGGGGGUGACGUCUCUGUGUGUGAAUGGUAUCGGCGUGUGUACAAGUCCCUCUGCCCUAUGUCCUGGGUGUCGGCCUGGGAUGACCGCAGGGCAGAAGGCACGUUUCCUGGGAAGAUCUGAACUGGCUCACCCCACCUCUGCUGGGAUCCUGAAUCAUGACUUAACUAAUAAUAAAAUCUCAUUGGAAAAGUG
Molecule: messenger RNA, 446 nt
Organism: Trichechus manatus latirostris (Florida manatee)
Lineage: Eukaryota; Metazoa; Chordata; Mammalia; Sirenia; Trichechidae
Product: cytochrome c oxidase subunit 6B1
Exons: 4
Coding region: 114-374 (86 amino acids)
Cellular component (GO): mitochondrion; respiratory chain complex IV
Source: RefSeq, a predicted model, not a curated record